AUGCAAAUAGACACAUAUUUCCAGCUAGCAUUUGCAAUAGUAGACUACGAGAAUGACACUUCAUGGAACUGGUUCUUCAGCAAACUAAAAGAAUCAUACAAUGAGAGAGAAGGGCAGUGCAUUAUUUCAGAUAGACAUGAAAGUAUUGCGAAAGCAGCAAAUACAAACUUCCCAAACCUCAUGCAUGGAGUUUGUUGCUACCACUUGCUAAAGAAUAUCAAGACCAAGUUCAAAAAAGGGGGAGAUGAACUCAGAAAUGCAUUCAAUGGUGCUUCCAAAGCUUACAAUGCUGCUGAAUAUGAAAAAAAUAUGAGAGAUCUAGACAAUAUUCAUAGCGGCAUAAGAGACUAUGCAGUAAACGAAGUUGGAAACAGUAAGUGGACAAGGUUAUACAGCCAAAACAGGCGAUACAAAACAAUGACAUCGAACAUCGCAGAAUCUGUGAAUGCAGCACUCAAAGAAGUAAGAGAGUUACCAAUAGCAACUUUACUAGAAUGUCUUCACUCUUUGGUCCAAAAAUGGUAUUGGGACAACAAAAAUAGAGCAUUGUCUACAUUCACAUACUUGGCACAAAAACCAGAGAAAAGUCUACGAAAAGAGCGAGAUAUGAGCUUAAAGUACAAGUCUAUUGCUGCAUAA
Messenger RNA from Cannabis sativa, 639 nucleotides. RefSeq lists its product as uncharacterized. The record is from RefSeq and is a predicted model, not a curated record. The transcript has 2 exons. Bases 1 to 639 code for a protein of 212 amino acids. NCBI's taxonomy places the organism in Eukaryota, Viridiplantae, Streptophyta, Magnoliopsida, Rosales, Cannabaceae.